Anopheles arabiensis is the source of this 2245-nucleotide messenger RNA. RefSeq names its product SET and MYND domain-containing protein 4-like. The transcript has 3 exons. Bases 146 to 2062 code for a protein of 638 amino acids. Gene Ontology annotation, molecular function: protein binding. The record is from RefSeq and is a predicted model, not a curated record. Lineage: Eukaryota; Metazoa; Arthropoda; Insecta; Diptera; Culicidae.
ACGUUUAUUUACGCCGUACGUUUAUUUGCGCGGUCUUUGUUCGGUCUCACAAUAACCGGCUUCACGUUGAUAGAAAAUAAAGCAACGUCGAUGUAAAGGGGGCUUUACCUGGAACAUUCAUCUCCAUUUUGUGUUUCACGUGAGCAUGGCUGAAUCGCUGCAGGAAAAAGAGUGCAAUGUGGUCAAGCUUUUCCAUGAACUCUGGGAGGAAUUGCUAAAACAGCGUAUCAACGAGCUUGUCCACAACCAGCGCGACAAGGAUAUGGUAGCAGAGAUUAUUAAGCGCGAAAUCGAAGACUUUCUGCGCACGUUCCCGUUUCGCGACCGGUUUAAUCUUCAUCCCGACGCCAAGGACAAUGCGAAAGCGCUUGCCGCCCGCAACUGUGGCAAUGAGCGGUUCGCCCCGUCGAUCGGUGAGUACAUGGAGUCGCUCCAACACUACAACGAGAGUAUCGCGUACUCGGAGCAAGGUUCGGAAACCAGAGCGCUUGCGUACGGCAAUCGUUCGGCGGUCUGUCUGAAGUUUGGCCUGUACGAAGAGUGUUUGGAAAACAUACGCCUAGCAAGGGCAUCAAACUACCCGGCGCAAUUGGCGGACAAACUGAACAAGCGCGAACAGUAUGUGAAGCGAUGUAUCGAGGAAGAUGCUGAAGAAUUUUCCGACAGAGUAAUGCAUACGCCUGGACAGUAUCGGCCACGUAAUUCAGGAUAUCCGGCACCAAAGUUGAGCUACGAGGCACACGCAAACGUCCCUCAAUUGGUGAAAUGUGUGGAGUUGCGCCAGAACAGCGAAUUCGAUCGUCAUCUAGUGACCACGCAGCAUCUAAAGGCGGGAGACGUCCUGCUGAUUGAGAAACCCUAUGCUCGCAUGCUGAAUGACAAGGAACGGUACAAGCGUUGCGCUUUCUGCCACAAUGAGGACACGUUUACGCUCAUUCCCUGCGAAGGAUGCACUUUAACGAUGUACUGCUCAGACGAAUGUAUGGACAAAGCAUACAAACAGUACCAUCGGUACGAGUGUGGCGUGCUUCGUGACUGUUGGCGCAUUGCUGGUCGCUUGGUGGGAGGCAUCGUGGGACUGCGUAUGGUUGCCACGGCGAUCGCUUCCUUCGAACAGGAUCUCGAGGGUUGGGCCGAUCAUUUGAACGCGCUCGACGAAACGAAGGUGAACGCUUUUACGGUGGACUGGAACAAGGCGACGGACAGCGACAUCUACGACACGGUGCACGUGCUCGCCACGAACCAGAAGAGGCGGAGUCGCGAAGAUCUGGCUAUGCUCAUGUUUUUCACUUCAAUCGUGCACCGCCUAUUGCUGGAACGCACCGAUCUCGGACCGUUUUGCGAGUCGACCCCGACAAGAAGCAAGCUCCUGUUCGAUCUGCUGCUACGCCACUGGCAAACUUCCUUGAUCAAUAAGAAGCAGGUGUAUCACGUGCAACGUUCGGAAGGCCAAGACGAGGAAGACGAGUAUUAUGAGUAUAACUAUGCUGGGUACGAUAGCGACGAUGAGGAGGAAUACUCCGACGAAAUGCAUGCUAUUGCUGUUUACCCUUUGUUUAGCAUGGUGAAUCAUAGCUGCGUACCAAACGUGGCCCCGAUCUAUCUUCUCGAUGGUAGGUGUGCUUUUGUAGCUAACCGACCGAUCGCUGCCGGCGAACAGCUGUUCGACGUCUAUGCAUUUGCUUCAAUGGACUUUGAUCGUUCGUUCCGUAUAUUUUGCCUAAGAAAGUCCUACUAUUUCAAGUGUCGCUGCGCAGUAUGUGAAUCUUUUUCGUACGUGGAUGUCCGCAAUAUGACCCCACAGGAAGCAAAUUUUCUCCGACUGCUACGUAUGGUGAAUGUCCCGGAGCAUCAAUUACCAAUGCUGGUAGAGCACAUGAACGAAGUGGGAAGGCGCUAUCCUAAGCAUCAAUACACGGCCGCGGAAGUGGUACUGGUGCGUAUCUUGCGCAUGAUGCACAGCUACUCGCUGGAGGAUGAUAUGCUCAACACGUUUGGGAGCAUUGGUCUUCCGGGUUUGGCAGCCUCUUUGAGUCGAAGUCGAGCUGGGAAUUUCAGAUAGGUGAUAAUGUCGUGAAAUUUGCAUUCCUUAAUUGUGUUCACCCUCAAAGGGAAGAACCAAUCUCCUGAACUUAAAUGCCAUCUUGUUUUACUUAGAACUACCAUGCUCUUUCUACUGCUUGAAAAAUAAUACUUUUUUGAAUUUUAAAAUAAAACAGAAAUAAAAUACUAGUUUUGAGUUUUA